AGUCUGAAUUUUUUGUUUCUUGCCUCACUAUAUGGCCAUUGGCGAUCUUUGCUUUUUGUAGCAUAAGACACCGCAAAUGUUGGAUAGGGUGCAGCACAGAUAGCAGCUGGGUGCGGUGGUUAACGGGGCACAUUAAUCGCCGUCACUUAUGUAGGUCACUUAGCAGUUUACGUACUUGAUGUAUCAUACUACAUAGCUACUCGUUCCUUCUUUGUCGAACAUUUUCACCAACCCUCGACAUGCAGGCCUUCGACAGUCUUUCCCCUGUCCCAGAUAUCCUCAGUACUCUGCAAACUGUCCUCGCAAGUUCACAAGUGAUCCUUUCUGCAGACCUCAAUACCCCGUAUUCUAAAUUCCCCAAUACCGACCAUUCUACCAUCGAGCUCAAAGACCGCAGCAUCAGCGCCCUCAUCAUCGAACGCCAGCAGCAGUUAGAUGCAACUUUUCACCAGAUCUCAGCCCUGGAAACCGUGAUGGAUCGUCUAAAAGAUCUUCAGACACAACUUGUCGAAAAGACGCACAAGAUCACCCAGUCCAUGAACUUGCACAAGGGACUCCUAUCGCCUCUCUGGCGCCUGCCAAACGAGGUCUUACCCCUGAUCUUUAUCCACUGUCUCCCGACGCACCAUCACAUGUGGCCCACCUCAAGGCUAGCUCCCAUGUUAUUGACCAAAAUAUGUCGGCGAUGGAGGGCGGUUGCUACGAAUAUGCCCAAAUUGUGGUGCAGGCUGCAUUUACAAGAAGCCGAAGGCAGAGACUGGCAGCGGAUAGCUUUCUGCUACAAUUCAUGGCUGGAGCGGUCACGAGGAUUUCAGCUCUCUUUAUCACUAAGGAGUUUCCAAGGUCGCUUGACCAAUACACAAAGCCUCCUUCAGCCUUACAUCAAUCAAAUCUCGUCUCUCUCUAUCCUUGUUUUUCGCCAGGUCCCUGAACUUAUGAUGACAGACCUCCUAGCACUUGAAGAGCUAACCGUCACCAUCUCCUAUCUUGAUGCUAUUCCAGCUAUUGCGCCAUCCAUCUCACGACAGUGGUUAACCCUUCGCAGUCUUAGGCUAAGGGGGAUGGUGUUCAACCUCCAUUACUUAUCGUAUCUCGACUCCGUAUGGGCGCACCUGACAAAUGUCGAAAUCGCAAUGGAUCAACCGAAUGCAGUCAUUCAUCUGCUCCGUCUGUGUCCCAACCUCUCCUCGUUCGCGAUUCACGCAGCUUUCAUGCACACUGGCAUACAGGCCGUAGAGCCAUUCACGCACACCAAACUUCAAUCUCUACACAUUGAUAGCAGUAACUCUGGACUCACAAACAAUCUGUCUCAUUUGUUCGAUGCUCUAUCACUCCCCAAGUUACGCGUAUUUGAAGCUCGAUACGUACGAACAUGGCCUCAUGAGGAGUUCAAGGCAUUUCUGGUACGGUCGAAUUGUCCUCUGGUGAGCCUGGAUAUGGGCUUUGGAGUGACGACGACAGAUGAGCAACGAGCGGAAUACGUUGCUAUCAUCCCUUCCCUCGAAAUCAUAGUGGAUCCCAUGAGUCGCGAUCACUUUAUAUAGUAUACAGACUUAUUGUUACACAGGUCACGAUCCUAACAUGAUGAUAUUGGACUUCAGAUCUCAGACUUGAACUAUACACUUACUCUACACCAUUAUGUAGCACUGAAAUGCGUCAGAUGUCCUUCGCAGAUCUCAAUAACUCCAUAGCUUGUCCUUCAUCGACAUCCACAAUCUGUUAUGGACUAGGAUAGUUCGAGCUCUCCCUAGGCGGAUUGCCUAAUCUGAUAGCGGGCUCGCUAUUGGAGAGACGGGGAUCUUCUCUCAAAUGAGAGGUUCGGGGGUUCCACUUAAGGUAGUGUCGGCUUUCCUUAAGGUGCGGCUUAGACUGAAGGACUGGGACUGUCUUUCAGAGGAAGUUCUGGAUAAAACCUAGUAGAAUCAAGUAGGGAAUAUACAUGAUUCUGUCUGCUCUAUAUACUGUCGUCCGUGUGCACAGACCAAUACUGCGUUCG
Molecule: messenger RNA, 1996 nt
Organism: Suillus plorans
Lineage: Eukaryota; Fungi; Basidiomycota; Agaricomycetes; Boletales; Suillaceae
Exons: 3
Coding region: 240-1544 (434 amino acids)
Source: RefSeq, a predicted model, not a curated record